CACUACUACAAUUCUACAACAAUGGCUAAUCUAGUCCCAUCCAAAUGGUUCGCUAACAAGUCCUUGAAGCUAAGCCUCCCUCGCCGUAGUGGCAAACCAUCCGACGUGCCGAGCCCAUCUGUGUCCUCACCCACGGUGCAGGAUAACGGUCGGGCCCACAAGUUCCAUGAAGCUUUCCGAUACUUUGACAGGGACGGCGAUGGGAAGAUCUCUAGUGAGGAGCUGAUAGCGCUCUUCGCAUCGUUGGGUGACCACAUCUCAAGUGAUGAGGCCAUUGGAAUAAUCAGUGAACAUGAUACGGAUGGAGACAAUUUGAUGGACUUGCAGGACUUCAUGCGGCUAAUGGAGAGGGACCAUGGGGAAGAUGAACUAAAGAAGGCGUUUGAGAUGUUCGAGGUCGAUAAGGGAUCUGGUUGCAUCACGCCCAAAGGGCUGCAACCGAUGUUUAACCGCCUGGGCGACAACAGGUCAGAUGAGGAGUGUAAGGCUAUGAUUCGGGUUUUUGAUCUCGACGGCAAUGGCGUGGUUGAUUUCCAUGAGUUUCACAGGAUGAUGACUUGAUGUGUGCAUGCUACGUAGAUGAAUGCCCCCAUGACCUUAAUAAGUCCAAUUUACUAAGGUGGGCCCACUUGAAUUUGGGUCCAUUUCCUAAGGUGGCCCUACUUGAGGUCACUAUAUAUGCUCAAAAGCAAGGACUGUCUUUGUUUUAGUCUUCUUUUAUUUGUAUGGAGAAUUUCUCAGAACAUGUUGAAUAGAAUUCUCCUCUCUCUGUUUUUGUUUUUGGUAAUUAAAAGU
Messenger RNA from Magnolia sinica, 795 nucleotides. Its product is annotated as probable calcium-binding protein CML41. The transcript has a single exon. The record is from RefSeq and is a predicted model, not a curated record. Gene Ontology annotation, molecular function: calcium ion binding; enzyme regulator activity. Lineage: Eukaryota; Viridiplantae; Streptophyta; Magnoliopsida; Magnoliales; Magnoliaceae. The coding region runs from base 22 to 561 and encodes 179 amino acids.